This is a messenger RNA of Hipposideros armiger (great roundleaf bat), 1251 nucleotides long. RefSeq names its product winged helix repair factor 1 (gene WHR1). Lineage: Eukaryota; Metazoa; Chordata; Mammalia; Chiroptera; Hipposideridae. Gene Ontology annotation, biological process: positive regulation of Ras protein signal transduction. The transcript has 7 exons. The coding region runs from base 101 to 886 and encodes 261 amino acids. The record is from RefSeq and is a predicted model, not a curated record.
UGACUGGUCUCCGAGACGUCACUGCUUCGCGCCGGAAGCCUCUUUUCGUGAUCUCUUCCUCAACACCUACCCCUUCCCGGGCCCCCCAAGUUCGCGGGACAUGAGCCGGAAGAGGCAGCGCCUGGUCCCGGAGACCUUGGGACUGAAGAGGCGGCGGGAACUAGGGCAUGCAGAGGCAGAUCCUUUGAGGGGCGAGGCAGUGACCAGGUGUCUCCGCCCAGGGUCGGCGCGCGCGGCAGUCGCGGAACUGGUGCGGCUGUUCCCGCGAGGCCUGUUCGAAGACACGCUGCCGCCCAUCGCGCUCAGGAGCCAGGUGUACAGCCUUGUGCCCGACCGGACGGCAGCUGACCGACAGCUGAAGGCACUUCAAGAACAGGGGGAGAUCAGAGUCAUCCAGCUGGGCUUCGACUUGGAUGCCCAUGGGAUCAUCUUCACUGAGGACUACAGGACCAGAGUCCUCAAGGCCUGUGAUGGCCGAUCCUAUGCUGGGGCAGUGCAGAAGUUUCUGUCUUCAGUGCUUCCGGCCUGUGGGGACCUUAGCUUCCAGCAGGACCAGAUGACACAGACCUUUGGCUUCAGGGACACAGAGAUCACGCAGCUGGUGAACGCCGGAGUCCUCACUGUCCGAGAUGCUGGGAGUUGGUGGCUAGCUGUGCCCGGAGCUGGGAGAUUCAUUAAGUAUUUUGUUAAAGGGCGUCAGGCUGUCCUCGGCAUGGUGCGGAAGGCCAAGUACCGGGAGCUACUCCUGUCGGAGCUUCUGGGCCGGCGGCCACCUGCCGCGGUGCAACUCGGCCUUGCCUACCACGUGCACGACCUCAUUGGGGCCCAGCUGGUGGACUGUGUCUCCACCACUUCUGGAACCCUCCUGCGCCUGCCAGAGACGUGAGGAUUCUACUUGUUGCAUGCCUCCCCAGAGGGGGUGAGAGGGGCCCAGGGUCACCUUGGGAAAGCUUGGGGCCAGGAUGAGUGUUGGGCUUGUGACCAUGCAAACAAAGGGUCAGACGUGACUGCUGCUGUUUACCUGGGACCUGAGCCAGUGGUGGGGUUUGGGCAAUACUUCUCCGCCCUUCCAUGGAAAUGGAGCCAGAAACUGCCAAGGCCAUGGCUGCUGCCUAUCGUGCAGCAAGGCGCUGCCGUUAACUGUCUUGGGACAGGAAGGUGUGGUUUCCGGGGAGCCGGUGAGGGAGGGCAGGGCACUCUUCACUACAUGUUGGGUUGAAACUGCCAAAUAAAGUACUUUUGCCAGUGCUA